Messenger RNA from Apodemus sylvaticus (European woodmouse), 784 nucleotides. It is a transcript of the gene Cldn9, whose product is annotated as claudin 9. The transcript has a single exon. The record is from RefSeq and is a predicted model, not a curated record. Gene Ontology annotation, cellular component: plasma membrane; bicellular tight junction. Gene Ontology annotation, biological process: cell adhesion; bicellular tight junction assembly. The coding region runs from base 1 to 654 and encodes 217 amino acids. Lineage: Eukaryota; Metazoa; Chordata; Mammalia; Rodentia; Muridae. Gene Ontology annotation, molecular function: structural molecule activity.
AUGGCUUCCACGGGCCUUGAACUCCUCGGCAUGACCCUGGCUGUGCUAGGCUGGCUAGGGACCCUGGUGUCCUGUGCCCUGCCACUGUGGAAGGUGACCGCCUUCAUCGGCAACAGCAUCGUGGUGGCCCAAGUGGUAUGGGAGGGGCUGUGGAUGUCCUGCGUGGUCCAGAGCACUGGCCAGAUGCAAUGCAAGGUGUACGACUCACUGCUGGCGCUGCCCCAGGACCUGCAGGCUGCCAGAGCCCUCUGUGUAGUGGCCCUGCUGUUGGCUUUGCUGGGCUUGCUGGUGGCCAUCACGGGCGCCCAGUGCACCACAUGUGUGGAGGACGAAGGUGCCAAGGCGCGGAUCGUGCUCACCGCAGGGGUCCUCCUCCUCCUCUCGGGCAUCCUGGUGCUCAUCCCUGUCUGCUGGACAGCCCAUGCCAUCAUCCAGGAUUUUUAUAACCCACUGGUUGCCGAAGCCCUCAAGAGAGAGCUGGGGGCUUCCCUCUACCUGGGCUGGGCCGCCGCUGCCCUGCUCAUGCUAGGAGGAGGGCUUCUCUGCUGUACGUGUCCUCCGUCCCACUUCGAGCGACCCCGCGGUCCCAGGCUGGGCUACUCCAUCCCUUCCCGUUCAGGUGCUUCGGGACUGGAUAAGAGGGACUAUGUGUGAGGCUGAGGCUUCUUCUGGAAGCUGCCACCUGCAGCCGUAUGCCCGGCCCUGGGCUACAUGCUUACAUCUCAUCAAAUUCACGCGCCUGGGAAGCUCAUGUAUGUGGUGAGGACUUGGCUCUAGGGGCAUC